UCCAGGAGGAGACGCACAGCAGCCGCGUCCGAGCUGCGAAUGCUAAUACGGGAUAGGACCUGUACGAUUUAUACGCCGUUUUUACUUUUAGUUGAUUAAUGAACUUUUUGAAGAUCCCAGACACUGCCUCUUGGAACUUUUAUCUCUCGGUGAAGUCAAAGGAUGUAUUACUGCUAAGUUAACACUUCAAAGAGAAGUUGGGACAAAUUUCCACCGAGAUGGGGGGGAAUUAUAAAGUUUGGAUAUUUUUACCAAUUUUAUUCUUGGUCCAUAAUUGCGAAGGAUUCAGCUGCGUGGAUAAAUACAGACCUUGUGACAAUGGAGGAACGUGCAUAGACUCACCCUCGCGAUGCAUAUGUCGGCCGGGGUACAUCGGCCCUCUGUGCCAAAGCCUGGACCCCUGUCACCGGUCGCCAUGCCUCAACGGAGCAGCCUGCAAGAGCCAGGUGGCCAACGGAAUGCCACAAUUCACCUGUGUGUGCCAGAGAGGGUUCAGAGGUCAAGACUGCUCCCUCAUAGAUGCCUGUGCCACCAGCCCCUGUGCCAAUGGUGCCCGCUGUGCCAGUUGGAAUAACCACUAUAACUGUUCCUGCCCGCCCGGGUUCCAGGGGAAGAACUGCCGCAACGAUAUCGACGAGUGCCGCAAGUCUGGCGCCUGUCUCAACGCAGGCCUCUGCAUGAACGCCCAUGGUUCCUUCCGCUGCCAGUGCCCACCUGGGUACAGCGGGCGCACCUGCGAGGUGUCCUCCCUGCCCUGCGCCCCCUCCCAGUGCAUCAACGGGGGCACCUGCCGCCCGACCGGAGAUCACACCUAUGACUGUGCCUGCCUGCCAGGGUUUGAGGGACACAACUGUGAGACGAACGUGGACGACUGCCCAGGGCAUAGGUGUAUGAAUGGAGGCCUUUGUGUGGAUGGAGUCAACACCUACAAUUGCCAGUGUUCACCUGAGUGGACAGGUCAGUACUGUGCAGAGGAUGUCAAUGAGUGCCUUAUGCAGCCCAACGCCUGCCAUAACGGAGGCACCUGCUUCAACACCAUCGGGGGGCACACCUGCGUGUGCGUCAACGGCUGGACGGGAGACGACUGCAGUGAGAACAUCGACGACUGUGCCACCGCCGUGUGCUUCAACGGCGCCACCUGCCACGACCGUGUGGCGUCCUUCUUCUGCGAAUGCCCCGUGGGGAAAACCGGUCUGCUGUGUCACCUGGACGACGCGUGCGUCAGCAACCCGUGUAACGAGGGCGCCGUGUGUGACACCAACCCCCUGAACGGGCGCGCCAUCUGCACCUGUCCCGCCGGCUUCGUGGGCGGAGCCUGCAACCAGGACAUGGACGAGUGUUCCAUUGGUGCCAACCCCUGUGAACACUUUGGGAAGUGUGUGAACACGGAGGGGUCCUUCCAGUGCCAGUGUGGCCGAGGCUACGCCGGCCCCCGCUGUGAGAUUGACAUCAACGAGUGUCUGUCCAUGCCCUGCCAGAACGAUGCCACCUGUCUGGACCGCAUCGGAGAGUUCACCUGCAUCUGCAUGCCAGGCUACAUGGGGACCUACUGUGAGGUGGAUGUGGAUGAGUGUGAGAGCAACCCUUGUGUGAACGACGGUAUCUGCCGGGACAUGGUCAACGGCUUCACAUGCACCUGCCAGCCAGGGUUUACUGGCACCAUGUGUCAGAUCGACAUUGAUGAGUGCGCCAGCACGCCCUGCCAGAACGGAGCCAAGUGUUACGACCGGCCCAACGGAUACGAGUGCCGCUGUGCUGAAGGGUACGAGGGCACACUGUGCGAGAGCAACACCAACAACUGCCAGCCCGACCCGUGCCACCACGGCACCUGCGUGGACGGCAUCGCCAGCUACACGUGUAACUGCGAUGCGGGCUACACGGGUUACCGCUGCGAGAACCAGCUGAACGAGUGCCACAGUAACCCCUGCCAGAAUGGGGGCAAGUGUGUGGACCUGGUCAACAAGUACAUCUGCCAGUGUCAGCACGGUACCUCAGGUACCAACUGUGAGAUUAACUUUGAUGACUGCGCCAGCAAACCAUGUGACUAUGGCAUCUGCAAGGACGGCAUCAACCACUACGACUGCGUGUGCAAACCAGGCUUCACCGGCCCUCUGUGCAACGUGGAGAUGGACGAGUGCUCGUCCGGACCCUGCAGGAACGGGGGGACGUGUGUGGACGAGGAGAACGGCUUCCACUGCCAGUGUCCCGAGGGCUUCCAGCCUCCCUACUGUUACUCCCAGGUGGACGAGUGUGGCAGCAACCCCUGUGUGCACGGCGCCUGCAGAGACGACAUCAACGGCUACCGCUGUGACUGUGAGCCCGGCUGGGUGGGGAAGAACUGUGACCUAGACCGUAAUGACUGUCUGCCCAGCCCCUGUCAGAACGCUGGCACCUGCAUUGAUCAGCUGAACGGAUUCACCUGCAAGUGCCGCCACGGCUUCAGAGGUAACCUGUGCCAGGUCAACAUCAACGAGUGUUCGUCCAAUCCGUGUCUGAACCAGGGCACGUGUGUGGACGGCGUGGCCAGUUUCACCUGUCUGUGUGAGCUGCCCUACAGCGGGCCCACCUGUGUCGACGUGCUCACCCCCUGCUCCCCCAACCCCUGCGCCAACCAUGCCCUGUGCACCAACACACCUGACUACCUGGGCUACCAGUGCAACUGCCAGCAAGGAUGGCAAGGUCAGCUGUGCAACAUUGACGUGAACGAGUGCAUCACCAACCCGUGUAAGAACCGUGGUACCUGCACCAACACACUGGGAGGGUUCGUGUGCUCCUGCCGCGGUGGCUUCACCGGGCCCAACUGUGAGACGGACAUCAAUGACUGUGCCCCUAACCCGUGUCUGAGUGGGGGCUCCUGUACGGACGGUGUGAACUCGAUCCACUGCAGCUGUCUGCCAGGCUUCACGGGGCCUCGCUGUGCCGUGGAGGUCAACGAGUGUCAGAGCGCCCCCUGUAAAAACGGCGGCACCUGCACAGACUACGUCAACAGCUACACCUGCACCUGCAGACCUGGCUUCACUGGCAUUAACUGUGAGACCAACAUCCCAGACUGCACUGAAAGCUCAUGCUUCAACGGAGGUACCUGUACAGACAAGAUCCACGGCUACUCCUGUACCUGUCGCUCAGGCUUCACAGGCUCCCACUGCCAGUAUGAGGUGAAUGAGUGUGACUCCCAGCCCUGCCUCAACGGAGGGGUCUGCCAGGACGCUCUGGAGUCCUUCCGCUGCUCCUGCCCCAAGGGAUACACAGGCAACCGCUGCCAGAUGCCAGUGGACUGGUGCAGACGCUCGUCUCCCUGUCAGAACGGAGGGCGCUGUCGUCAGAAGGACGCCUCCUUCUCCUGUGAGUGUCUGGGAGGCUGGUCUGGACGCUACUGUGACAUCCCUGGGGUUUCCUGUGAGGUUGCCGCGCUCAAGAGAGGCCUGCAGACAGACGAGCUGUGUCAUCACGGAGGUCACUGUGUCAACACAGGCAACACCCACUACUGUAAGUGUCCCACAGACUACUCAGACAGCUACUGUGAGAGCCAGGUGGACCACUGUGAGGACAAACACUGUCGCAACGGCGCCACCUGCAGGGGCUACGUGGGAGGAUACCAGUGUGACUGUAUGCCGGGCUACACCGGAGAGAACUGUGAGAUGGAGGUCAACGAGUGCCAGUCUCACCCGUGCCAGAACGGUGGCACCUGCAUUGACCUGGUGGGACACUACAUCUGUUCCUGCCCACCUGGCACCUUGGGUGUUCUGUGUGAGAUCAACGAGGAUGACUGUGCUCCUCCUCUGCGGCUGCGCGGAACUCCUCCUAAGUGUCUGAACAACGGUACCUGUGUGGACAGAGUGGGGGGCUACCGCUGUAACUGUCCCCCUGGCUUCACUGGAGAGAGGUGUGAGGGGGACAUCAACGAGUGUCACUCCAACCCCUGCAGCCCUGCCAACAGUCUGGACUGCAUCCAGCUCCCCAACGACUACCAGUGUGUCUGCAAGCCCGGCUUCACAGGUCGGCGGUGCCAGAGCAGGUUCAGUGUGUGUGAGUCUCAGCCCUGUCAGAACGGAGGGGCCUGUUCGGUCUCCAGCAGCUCAGCCCUUGGAUACGCCUGUACCUGUCAGCUGGGCUAUGCUGGGAACAACUGUGAGAGGAGCAUGUUGUGUCGGGAGUUGUCUUGCUAUAAUGGAGGUAGUUGUGCUCUGACCACGCGGGGCGCCCGCUGUGCCUGCCUGACAGGCUAUGCCGGGCCCCAGUGCCAGUACCGUAGUAACGAGGGCUGCUCCUCCCAGCCGUGCCGCAACGGAGGCCUCUGCACCGAGGAGACCAACUUCCCCUUCUUCCUCUGCCAGUGUGCCCAAGGCUGGACGGGCAAGCGCUGCGAGCAGGGCAGCACCAGGCUGGUAGAGACCCUUCUGCCGCCCGCCUGCUCCCUGGCCGACUGCCACGGCAAGGCCAACGACGGUGUCUGCGACAAGGAGUGCAACACAUUCCCCUGCCGCUGGGACGGGGGCGACUGCUCGCUGGCGGUGAACCCGUGGGCUCGCUGCACCGAUCCGCGCUGCUGGCGUGUCUUCAACAACAGCCAGUGUGACGAGUCGUGCAACAACGCCAACUGCCUCUACGACAACUUUGACUGCAAGAACAAGGAGAAAAUCUGCAAUCCCAUCUACGAGGCGUACUGCAUCGACCACUACGCUGACGGCCGCUGUGACCAGGGCUGUAACUCAGAGGAGUGUGGCUGGGACGGUCUGGACUGUGCAGCGAAGGUUCCAGAGAACCUGGCUGACGGGGUGCUGGUCCUGGUGGUCCUGCUACCCCCGGACGAACUCGUGAAUACGGCCCCUGCCUUCCUGCAGAAGCUCAGUGCCAUCCUGAGAACCACCCUGCGCUUCCGCCUGGACCACAACGGAGAGCCCAUGAUCCGACCCUACACCCGCCGAGAGGCGCGCCUCAAACGAGAGCUGCAGCCCCACCAGGAGGUGAUUGGGUCCAUAGUGUACCUGGAGAUAGACAACCGUCUGUGUUCCCAGCGGUCUGACGACUGUUUCCCGUCGGCCGACAGCGCAGCAGACUACCUGGGGGCUCUGUCAGCCGUAGAGAUGCUCCGCUUCCCCUACCCCAUCAAAGAAGUCCGCGGUGAGAAUAUCCCAGACGCAGACAUGCCAGAGUGGGGCAAGCUGAUGCUGGUGGGCGUGGCAGCCCUGUUCCUAUUGGUCAUCCUGGUGGUGGGCGUGCUGAUCGGCCGCAGAAAGAGAGAACACAGCACCCUGUGGUUCCCCGAGGGCUUCUUCCCCAAGAAGGAACCCAGCAGCAACAAGAACCGCAGGGAACCCUUAGGCCAGGACGCACUGGGCAUGAAAUACAUGCCCAAGACGGUGGAGGAGUCUCUGCUUGGCGACCACAGUGACUCGUGGAUCGACACAGACUGCCCCGAGGCCAAGAGACUGAAGGUUGAGGAGCCCAGCAUCCUGUCAGACAGUGAAGACACUGUAGACUGUAGACAGUGGACCCAGCACCACCUAGCGGCUGCAGACAUCCGCAUGCCCCCCUCCAUGGCCCUCACCCCGCCCCAGGGAGAGUUCGACCAGGACUGCAUGGACGUCAACGUCCGAGGACCUGACGGCUUCACCCCUCUGAUGCUGGCCUCGUUCUGCGGAGGCGGUCUGGAGCCCGAGCUCCCCGAGGAGGAGGAGUCAGAGGAGUGUUCCGCCAACAUCAUCUCUGACCUCAUCUACCAGGGCGCCACUUUGGCCGCCCAGACGGACCGCACCGGAGAGACCGCCCUUCACCUGGCUGCCCGCUACGCCCGCGCUGACGCCGCCAAGCGGCUGUUGGACGCCGGGGCCGACGCCAACGCGCAGGACAACACAGGGCGCACGCCGCUACACGCCGCCGUGGCAGCCGACGCCCAGGGGGUCUUCCAGAUUCUGAUCCGAACCCGGGCUACAGACCUGGACUCUCGUAUGUACGACGGAUCCACCGCCCUGAUCCUGGCUGCCCGUCUGGCCGUAGAGGGCAUGGUGGAGGAACUCAUCACCUGCCACGCAGACAUCAACGCUGUCGACGAACUGGGUAAAUCUGCUCUGCACUGGGCAGCUGCUGUCAACAACGUGGAGGCCACCAUGGCCCUGCUGAAGAACGGAGCCAACAAAGACAUGCAGGACCUGAAGGAGGAGACGCCUCUCUUCCUGGCAGCGCGUGAGGGUAGUUGUGAGGCGGUCAAGGUCCUCCUGGCCCACUUCGCCAACAGGGAGAUAACCGACCAUAUGGACCGUCUGCCUCGGGACAUCGCCCAGGAGAGAAUGCACCAUGACAUCGUUCAGCUGCUGGAUGAGUACAACACAGUGAGGAGCCCCCAGGGCCACGGAGGGGCCCCACACCACCUGGCCGGGGGACACACCCUGUCCCCCCUCAUGUGCCCCCCCAGUGCCUUCAUGCCCGGCCUGAAGAACACCCCCCAGGGGAAGAAGAGUCGCCGCCCCGGGGCAAAGGGUUCAGGUCUGGGAGGGCAGCAUGCCCAGAACCUGAAGGAUUCAGCUAAGGCCCGCAACAAGAAGCUGACCCUAGACAUGCAGAGCGCCCUGCUGGAGAGCUCUGUCACCCUGUCCCCCGUCGACUCGCUGGACUCCCCCCGCGGAGGGGCCAACAACGCCGGCUACAUCACCAACCCCUGCUCCCCGGUUGCCAUGCCCUCCUCGGGGCUCUUCCACUCCUCUAUGUCGGUGCCCAGCACUCCCAUGGUGCACAGCAGCAUGAUGGACGGCUCUGGCCCCUUCACUGUGUCUCUGGCCCAGCUCAACGACCUGGGAGAUGGAGGCAUGUCCAUGCAGGGCCGCGUGUCUAUGGCCAGCCAGGUCAACCAGGGCCCCCACGGCUAUGUGCUUAAUGCCGGCCAGCUGGGGCUCAACAUGGGCCUGGUGAGCCCUGUCAGCGUGCCCUUCGACUGGCACAGCCGCAUGCCCUCCUCCUCCCAGUGCGGGGGACAGGUGGUGAACCUGGUCCACAGCAGCCAGGCGGGCAUGCACCCUCAGAGCCCCAUGCAGCAGAACAGCCUCAUGAUGCAGCACCAGCAGAACCUGUACCGCAGCGCCCAGCAGGCCAUGCUGCAGCCCACGCCUGUCAUCGCCAGCACGCCCAUCUCCCACAGCCCUGUCAAGCUGCCCUCCAUCUCAGAGCAGCAGCAGCUCCACAACCACUCCAUGGCCAGCCAGCAGAGCCUCCGCUUGGGCACCUCCUCCCCAUCCACCCCCCAGACGACACAGCCCCCUCCAGCCUUCUUCCAGCAGCAGCAGCAGCCUCCUCAGCCCCAGCCAGCCACUCAGCCCACCUCUCCACAGGCCUCCCAGGCCCCUCCUCCCCAGGCCAGUGGCAGCACUGCAGGCUUGGAGGACUACCCCACCCCGCCCUCCCAGCACAGCUACUCCUCCGCCCUGGAUGCCACCCCCAAGCAUUACCUCCGCCUGUCCAGCGAGCAUCCCUACCUGACCCCCUCCCCAGAGUCGCCCGAGCCCUGGUCCAGCCCCUCCCCCCACUGUGUGUCUGAUUGGUCAGACUCCACCCCCAGCCCGGCAGUGGCCGGUCCUGCCCAAACCCAGAUUCCCCAUGUCCAGGAGUCCAACAGCAAGAUGCAGGUGUUUGCAUGAACCCCCAAGGCACCUGGUUAACACCUGGUUAACAGAGACCUGCCUGGGGGAGAGGAGAGAGGAGACGACUGGCUGUAAAGGCCUGUGUGUCUGGAGUUUAUGCGUCAGCCUGGUUCCAAGAUUUCCAUUGGAUUUUGAUUGACUGUUUUAUCACGAGGACCGUCUGCUAGUGUUGUUUGCAGAGAAAGAGUAAAGGGAAAUGUGUUGUCUGGAUAUAAAAGAACAGACAAUUUAAUGAAGUAAGACUUAUUCUGUCACAGAUGGACUUGUUUUUUUAUUAUUAUAAAAAGUAUAUGAAGAAAUCAAAGUCUUUCAUUUCAAAGACUUAGGGAUGCUCUCCUGAAAAACUAACAAACUUUUUAAAAAGUAGAUAAAAGAAAGAAAAAAGCAACAAUGUUGAAGGGAAUUCCUUUAUUUUUAUUUAUUGUUUGUUUUCUUCUCUCAGAAGUGCCUUUUCAGGUGUUUUCUCAGCCUCAUUCUGUCCUGUCCUCUCACAGUGUUUUCUCAGCCUCAUUCUGUCCUGUCCUCUCACAGUGUUUUCUCAGCCUCAUUCUGUCCUGUCCUCUCACAGUGUUUUCUCAGCCUCAUUCUGUCCUGUCCUCUCACAGUGUUUCACACUCACCUGUUACAUGUCUUGGGCUCACCUGGGUCCAGUGGUGUUACAAGGAAAACGACUAGUGAUUCAGUCACUCUCUCUCCACCCAGCCCACCACCACCACCGCUGUCUAACACUCUGUAGGCAGAUCAACAUGGGGUUCAGACAGGAAGAGGAAGAGAUCCCGCCUCUCUUGACUGAUGUUAUUUAUUUAGGCCAACAGGUAAAACGAUCAGAUUGGCUUGGGAACAAAUAUGUACUCUUUUAAGUUGGCUGUCAUUAGUGAUAUUAUGUUCUGAUUUGAUGAACUAGGAAAAAAAGGAGUGAUUAAGUAUUAUGUGUAAGAAUGUAGAAUGAUGGGCGCCUCUGAAGCACUUGACGGGACAAAGCGAUGGGAGGGAGGGUGAUUGUGAGGUGGGGUUCUGACACUGCAAUGAGGCACUCUGCUUAUCCACACACAAGAGCCAGGAAGGCAUUUAAACAUUCAUUACAGUACGUUCAUUGGCCAGUGUUCAGUCAGACAGACAACAACAAAAACAUUGAUGUGUUAAAAGUUUAAACUUCCCAUUGACUUAAGCUACCUCCCCCAGGGCGUCUGCCUGUCAGUCCCCCAGGCCGUCUGCCUGUCAGUCCCCCAGGCCGUCUGCCUGUCAGUCCCCCAGGCCGUCUGCCUGUCAGUCCCCCAGGCCGUCUGCCUGUCAGUCCCCCAGGCCGUCUGCCUGUCAAUCCCCCAGGCCGUCUGCCUGUCAGUCCCAGGCCGUCUGCCUGUCAGUCCCAGGCCGUCUGCGUGUCAGUCCCCCAGGCCGU
Oncorhynchus masou masou (cherry salmon) is the source of this 9030-nucleotide messenger RNA. RefSeq names its product notch receptor 3 (gene notch3). Lineage: Eukaryota; Metazoa; Chordata; Actinopteri; Salmoniformes; Salmonidae. Gene Ontology annotation, molecular function: signaling receptor activity; protein binding; calcium ion binding. Gene Ontology annotation, cellular component: plasma membrane; signaling receptor complex; cell surface. Gene Ontology annotation, biological process: regulation of developmental process; Notch signaling pathway; multicellular organism development. The transcript is spliced from 27 exons. The coding region runs from base 219 to 7628 and encodes 2469 amino acids. The record is from RefSeq and is a predicted model, not a curated record.